UUUAGCCGUCGCAGCGCUCACGGAAGCUUGGCUCCGGUGACGGGUUGAACCGAGUCAUGACUGGCGCCGGCCGAAAACCGUGAGUCGUUCCUCGACACUCGCCAAGCCGAUACUCGCAGAGUCAUGAGCAGUUCCAAGCCCGUCGGGGGCCCUCGGAUCCGGCUGGAGGGCGGUGGUGGUUCCGCCGAUGAAACCUACCCGGAGAUCGCGGUUCGCUUCAAGAGUCCCGAAAACUCGGCCAGCUACGACAGCUUCGGAAGCCGCCACCCUCCCGUCUCGUACAGGGCCGUGGUGGGACCGUACGGCGCCAGCGUGAGCGCGUCCAUCGACGACGGCGACAAGGACGCUGAGCUCAACAUCGUGGAGGAGUGCAAGGGACACACGCCCUUGGACGACAUGGGAGUCAAGGUUCGCAACAAGCAGCCCACAAUUCGCCUGGUGUCCCGCUGUCGCGGGAUGCCGUACGGGACCCAGGCGGGAGUCAUCAUCGACCCAACCGAAGACUACGAGGAAGAAGACGAUGACUUGGCCGAACUGUCCCUCAGCGCGCCUCCGGGCAUCCGCGUGAUCGGACGGUGCACCGACCACAGUGGCGGCUCCUACUCAUACCGCGAAGAGCAACUCGGUGUGGCGCCCGCGGUUGGCCGCAGCGGCCGCUGCCGCGACCACAAUGGCAGUCGUGGUGGCGUCGGAGGCCGUGCCCCGGAGUACUCGCGAAGCACCGAUCGCAGUGGACGCCUGCCGGCCAUUGCGCACGUCAUAGGCGAGUGCAGGCACUUUCCGGACAUGUCCGAGACCGAGCUCUCGUACGAGGACGAUUACCAGACGUGUAGGAUGUGCGUACAGCUGUUACACGAUAAAGCCAGAGAUGGUGCUGCCGCAGGGGGUAGCCAGGUUACUCCGAGGUUGGCCCGCAAGUCGUCCAUGGUCCACAUAUACGCGGAUGACCUGGAGGGCGACGCCUCCAAAAGCCAGCACCGGGAGAAACGGCUGUGCGAGAUGAAGACCCGCUACGUUAGCAAAAAGCCUCCUUCGGGACCACCACAGGCACAACCACCACCGCCGUCUCACAGGGAGAAGGAAAAGAAAUCUAGGGCGCCGUACAAGGGGUCUUCUCUGUCCGGAAUGAAGCUUCGCUCGAGAACUGUCUCGCAGCCUGCUUCCAGGACGCACUCGCGCCCUUCUUCGAGCCCGUCGCCGAUUCCUUCGAGGCCAUCGUCGAGGCAGUCUUCUAGGCCCGUGUCCAGUUCGCCAUCACCGUCCCGGGCCGGUUCGCGCUCUCCAUCCAUGGCGACCACUGCCAAGCUGGAAGUCGAGGACGUCUCUUGGGACUCUUCGCGUUCAUCCAGCAUCGAGGUCCAAGUGAGCAAGCAGUGGGAUGGCGGCCGCCGCGACAAAGGUGACACCGUGCGCGAGAAGAGAAGCACCGGCCGCGGUAUGUCGAAGAAGCCCGUAGCUCCAACGCCUCCACCGGAGAUGCGUUACGCGAUGCAGGCCAAGCUGGCGACUAGCAAGAAUUCCCUCGAAAUCGUCAAGCGGAGAAGCGGCGAAAAGGUCGGCGGCGGCGGUGGUGGUCUGCCGCGUUCCGCGCCCACCUCGGCAGAGAUGGUGAUGCGAGCCGCCUGGGAACAGUACUACCGCGAGUACGACAGGUACAAGGAAGAGAUGGCCGAAUGGGAGAACGUGCAGCGAAAGAUGCGAAAGCAACUCGCCCGCUUCAUGUCGGGUCCCACCAAACCACCUGCACCACCCCCGGGAAUCCAGGACACAACACCGAGGACAUCUAAGACCGCCCUGGCGCUAGCCGCCGACCCGAACAGUACAAGCCUGAGCGUCGGCGGCUCCAAUCAGCCUCCCAACGCCGACGAAGGAAUGCACAUCAGAAUCGGCCUGCCCGGAAGAAUGGUUAAGGGUCACCGGAGCAGGAGCUUCAGCGUUGGCCGGCCAAUCGAGGACGCACCCCCUUGCGUCCAGGCCAUGUACGCUCAUCCGGGACCUUUCGGGCCACCUGGAAUGUUCGGCUCGCAGCCUUCGGUCGGAGGUCCACCUCCUUUUGGGCAGGCUCCGCCGCAACAGUUCCCGCCAUUCGGACGACCACCUGGCCCGCCCUUCGGCCCGUUCGGCCGCCCCCCGCCGCCGAUGCUGAUGCCGCCACCUCAGUUCGGACCCCCGGGUCCCUUCGGACAGCAGCCCGAGUUUGCUGGGAUGGGACCGCCACGUCGCUCCGUGUCGCACAUACGGCUGAACUUCAUGUGAAGAAUGCAUCCGCGAUGAGGACUACUUCCACUUUGCGCGCCGUAAAAUUGUGGGCUGCGAUGGACUCGCUGAGCAAUUACCACACGCAGCAAUGCGUGGAAAAC
Molecule: messenger RNA, 2360 nt
Organism: Dermacentor silvarum
Lineage: Eukaryota; Metazoa; Arthropoda; Arachnida; Ixodida; Ixodidae
Exons: 2
Coding region: 124-2256 (710 amino acids)
Source: RefSeq, a predicted model, not a curated record